UCCAAUUUAAUAUGCAAUAUUCGAACAAAUGAUAUAUUUUCAACCCCUUCCACAAACUUUUUAGACCAAAAUUCCCCCCCCCCCCUAAAACACACACACAUUUGCAAAGAGAUACUAAAUCUCAGUAACUUUACUUGCUUCUAAAGUUAUUGUUAACGUUCUAUUAUCAUUGUUCCAAGAUUAUGAAAGACUGAGUGGACAAAAGGUUAACCUUUCCAAAUCGGCAGUACUUUUUAGUAAAAAUACUAAGGGAGAAGAUGCGAGUCUCAUGGGCUCACAGUUGGGAGUUGGCGCUAUAGGAGAACAGGAUUCUUAUUUGGGUCUUCCUUCCUUAAUUCCAAGAACCAAAAAGGAUACAUUCCUGUAUAUUGAGGAGAAGAUGGACAAAAAGUUGCAAGGUUGGAAACAACGUACCCUGUCCAAAGCAGCUAAGGACACUCUAAUCAGAACCUCGGCCACUAAUAUACCAGUUCAUGGUAUGAUGUGCUUUAAAUUCCCAAUGGAUACGUGUAGACGUUUAAAUGGCCUCUUGGCAAGGUUUUGGUGGGGUUCUGCUACUAAUUUUGAUCAUCCAAUCCAUUGGGUGUCAUGGAAAGGUCUCGCCCAAAGUAAAGUUUCAUGGAGGAUUAGGGUUUAGGGACUUUAGGGCUUUUAAUCAAGCUCUUUUAGCUAAGCUAUGUUGGCGUAUUUGGUCGAAUCCUAAUUCUCUCAUUAGCCGAUUGUAUAAAGGAAGAUAUUUCAAUGAAAAUACGAUUUUGGAAGCAACCAUAGGUUCUAAUCCAUCCUGGGGAUGGAGAAGUAUUCUUUAUGGGCGAGAACUACUCGUGCAAGGCUUACGAUGGCAAGUAGGUGAUGGAAACAAUAUAAGAACAUUCAAAGAUAAUUGGUUAUUAGCAGAUAAGCCUUGUCCUCCUGAGCUGAGGCGGCAAGAGGAUAUUUUCAAUCCAAGGGUUUCCUUUUUCAUCAGAGAAGACCUACGGGAAUGGCACAUCCCUAGAUUAAGGUACUGGUUCCAAGAAAAGUCGGUUGAUCUCAUUCGUAAUUUGGUAGUUCCCUUACUUCCACAACAAGACAAAUUAAUUUGGCACUUUACCAAAAACGGAACUUAUUCGGUAAAAACAGGUUAUCAUCUUGCCCUGGAUAAUAUUUUAAAUCUUAGCCAAAAAUCGAUGGCCUCCAUCAUUGACCCUCCUAUUUGGAAAGGAAUGUGGGCUCUUGAUGUUCCACCAAAGCUUAAGUUCUUUAUAUGGCAAUGUCUGAAAGUUAUUUUGCCAACUACGACGGCUCUUAGGUCCCGAGGAAUUAACUGUCAAGUUCGUUGUCCGGUUUGUUGGGAUAGUCAAGAGACUAUUGAACACCUUUUUUUCCAUUGUCCUCCUGCUCUUCACCUCUGGAAUAUGGUGGGAUUAAACAAUUUACUUCUCUCCGCCCCAAUCGAAAACUUCGGUAUCUGGUGGCGACAUGUUAUGAAAACGGAAAACUUCCAAAUCCACUAUCUCCCUUGCAUUUGCCUUCUUUGGAGAAUUUGGAAAUCUAGAAAUAAAGUGGUCUUUGAAUUUACUCAACCACUAGCCACCUUGCUUGCCCGCCAAUUUUUCUUCCAAGUCCAAGAAUAUGCUUCAGUGUCUUCCCUCCCACAGAUCUUGUCUCCCCGCCCUCAGCCCUCUCGCAUCUCCAGUUGGCUUGGUCCUCCCGACGGUUUUAUCAAGAACAAUUUCGAUGCCGCUGUUCGUGUUCCGGGUUGCUCGUCAGGUCUCGUCGUUCGAGGAUCAGAGGGGCAAGUUUUUUUGGCAUUGGGAUUCCACCAUCCAGGAGUCUCGGAUCCCUAUCUUGCAGAACUGAUGGCCGCCAGAGACGCCAUCUCUUUAGUUCACUCUCGCAGUCUUCCUCUGGCCAUCAUUGAAGGUGAUUCUGAAGUAGUUAUCCGGCAACUUGAUGGUAGAUGCUGUGAAGACUCGAUGGGCGGGCCUUUGCUUUGUGAUUGUUUCCAGUUAUUGAGCUCUUGUUCUUCUUGUAUUCGCUUUUGCUCGGUCCCGAGGACUGUCAACUGGGCUGCCCAUAGAGUGGCAAGACAAGCCCUGCUGCUGUCCCCUGUAGAGAUAGCGUCCUUCGAUUUUGUAGGGUGGCUUCAUUAAUUGUCUUUUUGGGGUUUUAGGUAGAAGAUUUAACUAUUGUACUUUGGCAUUACUUGGAAAAAAAAAGUUAUUGUUAACGUUAUUUGUUAUUACUGCAGGCUGUGAAAAAGACAUUUCAACUCUGAAGUUAAUCAAGAAUGAGUUUAUAAAUGAGUGUUUAUUUGUAUAAAUUGGAAAAGGUUUGAGUCUCAAAAUAAAUAAUGAAUGUAUUUUAUAAACCUUUUGAAAUAUGAGUCGUCACAUGUUGUUGUGAAAACUACUCAUUAAUUGAAAUUUUAAAUGUUAUUUUAGAAUUUUUUAUUUUAUUUUUAUCAAAUGACGCAUUUCUCCAUAAAACAUGAGUUCACCAAUAUAGAGUGUGUGGUGCUCGGACUUGUGCGCGAGCCCUUGAAGUUUAACGUUUAGCAGUUAACCAGGCUAAAAUUUUAGAGAACCAUUCACCUGUCGUUUGUACAAAAUAUUAUUGCUUCGUAGUAGUUUUGAAUAUUUAUAUUAAUUUUUAGAAUUCUACAUGGUUUUUGCAUAUUCAAUGCUACAAUUUGAUAUGCAUUAUUUCAAGCAAUGAAAUUUGGGUUGGAAUUUUAAGAUUAUCUGAAAUUGUAUAGGUUAUAAAAAAUUAUAAAUCACGUAUUAAACUUUGAUUUUCAGAAGAUUUAAUAGGCUAGCUAACCGUGAUGGAAAAGCCAUCUGCUUUUCAAAUCUUCACUUAGUGUAUGUUUACAAUUCAAGUAGAUAAAAUAAAUUUGUUUAGUGUAAUUGGUUGUGAUUAUUGUUUUUGUUUGAAGAGACCAUGGUUCAAAUCUUGAUAUUAAUACUUUUUAUAUGAAGUAGAUAAAUGAUUGUGAUGACAAACUUACUCUUCUUACUUUCACUCUCAAUUCACAAAAUUUCAAAUGAAAAAUCUUAAAACAU
Molecule: messenger RNA, 3047 nt
Organism: Linum trigynum
Lineage: Eukaryota; Viridiplantae; Streptophyta; Magnoliopsida; Malpighiales; Linaceae
Source: the annotation of a GenBank genome assembly